CCCACCUUCCUUCCCCAACUCACGUUCUCCCCACUUCCCUCUCACAACACUCUCCCUCAAUCCACCCACCAUCCAUCACAUCUCUCACAAUGUUCGCUCUUCGCCGUCUCGCAACGACAGCCAGCCGCAGCGCCGGUCGCCCCGCUGCCGCAUUGGGAUUGACCCGUCACGCCCGCCCCCAAAAUCUUGCAGAACUCCGCUCCUUUGAGUCGCUGCUCCAGACCCGUUUCUACUCGUAUGACAACCAGUCCUCCGGCGACGGACGACAGGAUGCGUACCGGAGAGUAGGUGACAACGGCUCAGACCGACCGGCGUGGCAGCAGCGCCAGAACAACACCACCCCCACAAAGGUUGUGUACGUUGGAAACCUCAAGUACGAGGUCACCGAGAAGGAUAUCGAGGAGAAGUUCCGCGAGUUUGGUGAUGUCCGUGGUGUCCGCAUUCCCCGCACCAGCGAGACCGGUAUUGCCCGAGGAUUUGCCUACGUUGAGUUCGGUGCUUUGGAGGAGGCCGCCGAGGCUAUCGAGGCUAUGCACAUGGCUUCGUUCCUUGGCCGUCGCUUGAACGUCCAGUACGUGAACCGCUCCGACAUGCGCAUCAAGAACAACCCCGAGAGCAAGACUCUGUUCAUCGGUAACCUUUCUUUCAACACCACCGAUGAGGACCUGAACGAGCUUUUCAAGGACGUUGCCGGCUGCGUUGACGUUCGUGUCGCCAUGGACCGCCGCACUGGUCAACCCCGGGGUUUCGUCCACGCCGACUUCGCGGACGUUCCCAGUGCCGUUAAAGCUAAGGAGCAGCUCGCUGGUACUCAGUUGUACGGCCGUCAGAUCCGCAUCGACUACUCUGUGCCCCCGGAUGAGCGCAAGAAGCAGUACGAGGAGCGCAACGAGGCCGAGGACUCAGAGGCUUCGGGGGAGCCCGUGAAGUCCGAGGCUGAUGCCGAGGCACAAGCCGAGGAGACAACGGAAAAGCCUUUGUCCUCGUAAAGAGUGCAACCAAUAUAAAAC
Tricharina praecox is the source of this 1010-nucleotide messenger RNA. RefSeq lists its product as uncharacterized. The record is from RefSeq and is a predicted model, not a curated record. Gene Ontology annotation, cellular component: cytosol. Gene Ontology annotation, molecular function: mRNA binding. The transcript has 3 exons. NCBI's taxonomy places the organism in Eukaryota, Fungi, Ascomycota, Pezizomycetes, Pezizales, Pyronemataceae. The coding region runs from base 90 to 989 and encodes 299 amino acids.